Messenger RNA from Drosophila teissieri, 1794 nucleotides. RefSeq lists its product as uncharacterized. The transcript has a single exon. Lineage: Eukaryota; Metazoa; Arthropoda; Insecta; Diptera; Drosophilidae. The record is from RefSeq and is a predicted model, not a curated record. The coding region runs from base 1 to 1794 and encodes 597 amino acids.
AUGUACAACGUUCUGGUAUUGCUCCUGUUGUUAUCUACUCGUGCCCAAAUGGGCACUUCCACUCGAGGAAGUUACAACAUCGCUCUCCUAAGAUCCGUGCUGACAGUAAUCCGCGGCAGGGAGCACUGGAAAAAUACUCCCAUCUUCAUGGGCAGCCAUACUAAUUCGGAUGACCUGAAUGCCUUGAUGAUUUGGCUUCAGAAUACGAUGGAAGUAACUUGUCACACGGUGGAUACAUCUACUGCAGCCCAUUACGAACAACCUCUGGGUUACUUUAACAUAAAUGCGGAUAAUUCGGUUAGUUUGUUGUUUUGCCAAAGCUCCCACGAACUUAUUUGGUUUAAUAUGGAUAAGAGACUUCGCCGACUACGUACUAUUCGCCUAAUUGUGAUUUUAUCUAACAAACGAAGUGAAUCCUACAAAGCUAUAAUGGGCAUCUUUAAAAGGCUGUGGCAUUUUCAGUUCCUCAAAGUUAUUGUUCUGCACAGAGAUCGGGUUUAUUCAUAUACUCCUUAUCCAGUCAUUCGAUUUUUUGAGCUUGAUCCUAGUUUCUAUCCGCUCUUCCCACAAAGUACAACAAAUUUCCAAGGCUAUGUGGUGUCUACCCCUGUGGAAAACGAUAUCCCGCGAGUGUUUUUCGUGCAUGAUCAGAAAACAGGACGCAAGCAAAUCAGAGGAUUUGGGUAUCGCACAUUUGUGGAGUAUCUGCAUCGCCACAAUGCCUCAUUACAUGUCAGUAAUUCCCAACAGGAGCAUGCCAUCAACAGCAGCGUGAAUAUGGGACGGAUAAUGAAUCAGAUUGUGGACGGCCAGCUGGAGUUCUCCCUGCAUCCGUAUGUAGAUGUUCCGGAAAAUGAAGGAGAUCACAGCUAUCCCCUGCUGAUAGCCAGCAAUUGUCUUAUUGUUCCGGUCAGGAACGAGAUAUCCCGCUACAUGUAUCUACUAUUGCCUCUUAACCAUUCGAGCUGGAUAAUGCUGCUCGGUUCCGUAGGUUACAUCAGCGGCGUGCUCUACUACAUUCAACCUGGUGUGGUGCACCAAACCUGGGGUCACCGGAUGGGGCUUAACUUCCUAGAUAGCAUCAGCCGAAUACUUUAUAUAUGCUCUCCCUCCAGAACUUACAAUCCAUCCCUGAGGUAUUUUAUAGUUUCGGUACACCUUAGUAUUCUGGGAUUUGUGGUUACCAACCUCUACACCAUUAUGUUGGGCAGCUUCUUCACCACCUUGGUGGUGGGCGAGCAGAUGGACAGCAUGGAGCAGCUCAUCCAACAGCAGCAAAAGGUGCUAGUAAAAUAUUACGAAGUCAGUACACUCUUACGGCAUGUGGAACCAGAUUUGGUGGACGAAGUAGCGCAACUUUUAGUGGGUGUGAAUGCCAGUGAGCAGGUGUCGGCACUUCUUGGGUUCAAUCGAAGCUAUGCCUACCCCUUCACCCUGGAGAGAUGGGAGUUCUUUGCACUACAACAGCAGUACGCCUUUAAGCCCAUCUUCAGAUUCUCAUCCGCAUGCCUGGGCUCGCCGAUUAUCGGCUAUCCCAUGAGAAGGGACUGCCACCUGCAGCCGACAUUGAACAUAUUCAUUAUGAGGAUCCAGGACGCAGGACUGCUGCAGCACUGGAAAGUGUGCGAUUUCAACGAAGCAAUGCGCGCUGGUUAUGUUCGACUUUUGGAAAACUUCCUGGGGUUUCAUUCCUUGGAUGUCGAUUCCUUGCGCCUGGGAUGGGCAGUACUUUUAUGUGGAUGGCUGCUAUCCACAGUGAUUUUCUUUGGCGAGCGCUGGCGGUUUUGUCACUAA